UUUUUUUUUAAUAAAAUAAAUACGCCAGUUUUAAUAAUUAAUUAUUUAAAAUGUAUCUUUGAACGUUGUCUACCUCCGUGUCGAAUAUAAAACAAUUUAAACUCAACAAACUUAAUAAAAGUCGUGUUGAUCAUAUGACAUGGUGACAUACGCCAUCAUCAGCUGAGCUGAGAGGAAAACGAUGCUGAUGUCACAGUGCUAGUAGUCGGGCACGCGCUUUAACCAUCGACACACAAAAAAGAGGGUAGUUUAUUGGAGGAUGGCGUUUGUGAAAAGCGGGUGGCUGCAUAGACAAAGCACCAUCUUGCGUCGCUGGAAGAGGAACUGGUUUGACCUCUGGUCAGAUGGACGUCUGGUCUUCUACGAUGACCAACAGAGACGGGACAUGGAGGAUGAGAUCCACAUGAAGGUGGACUGCAUCAACAUCCGCAACGCCAAUGCGUGUAAAGAGCUCACGCCGCCUGAUGGCAAAAGCAAAGAUUCCCUCCUGCAGAUCGUGUGCCGGGAUGGGCGCAUCAUAAGUCUCUGCGCAGACAGUGCAGACGAUGCAUUGGCUUGGACCAUUGCUCUACAGGAUGCUAGAGUCAAUAUGGUUGUGUCAGCCAAUCAGAUGGGUUUUGCUGAGGAAGUCAUAGCGUCAGCCCCUCCCCCUUACUCUGAAUUAAAUCCAACUCCACAGGUUUAUUACCCUGAUGGAUAUGGAGGCUAUGUGCCUCAUCCUCCUCCUUAUGCCACACAGAUGGUGUACGCCGCAGAUGGACAGCAGUACGCUGUCUCCUAUCCUUACCAGUAUCAAGGUACUAGGAAGCUUGUUUACCUUCGCCUUGUUUUAUCAUGCCAUUGUUUACCUGAUCCGGUUUUUGACAAUGUAGCAUUUAUCAAUUAUUAUGAUCUAUUUUCAGGAGGUUAUAGACCUGGGGUCAACAAUGUUGUUGUGCAGGAACGUCGCCAUGAUGAUGCAGGUGACAUCGCUCUGGGAAUGUUAGCCGGCGCUGCGACAGGAUUGGCCCUCGGCUCCCUAUUUUCUGUAUUCUAAUGUAUUCCUGCCAACCCAGCCUAACCCCUGAACUCAAGCAGCCUACAGCCAUUUUAACUUUCGACUUUACACAUUUUAAAUGCAACACGUACUGAAGGUGUUAUAAUGUAGCCAGGGGUUGUGCUUAUUUUUUGUCUGUGUCAGUUGAUUAAUUUGACUUUGUACCAAAGGCGUAGAAAACUUUGUUGCUUUGCAAAUGUAAUCAGUGCGAUUUAGGGAUGUAUACUGAAUUAUUGGCUAUAAGAGUCGAGAUAUUGAUUAUCUUUAAGGUUAAUAGAUCGUCAUUCUCAUUAGCUAUCUUGGUGUCUGCCUCUACUUCACUCUUGUUGAGUCCAAAAUUUACCUGUAAUACUAACAAUAGCCUGUUAUGAAAUUGUACAGUCCCUGGAAACUGAUGGAAUUGAUCAUGGGCAAACCACAUAUAAUGUAUACAUAGUUUUAUUGUUUGGAAAUAAUUUCUUAAUCGCUAAAUUAAGACUUUGUGAUGUGAUUCAGGAAAGAAUUAAACUAAUUAUUAGAUCUACUUUCCCAUAAUUAUUAGCAUUUUUUGUGGAUGGCCUUUUUUACAUUUAGUUUUGACUUGUUUGUGCAUAGUGUAUUCUCCCUUUGUAUGUUAUAUUUAUUUUGUUAGAACCGGUGUGUCCUGUUUUUGCAAGGAUUUUUUAUUUAUUUUGCUUAUAGGACUUAAUGUAAAACUUUCAGCCGUCUCAAAUGAACUAGCACAUUUAUUCACAACAUUUGUGACCGAACGCUUCAGAUGAAAUAAUAAUGGAAAUUUGCUAGUGAUACACAACAGUAAAGUGGGAUUGAUUAUACUUGUUACAUUUACAUAUAAUAGUGCUAUUGAAUUUAUCCUUUGUUGUUGUGCUUUGAACUUUGAACAUGUAUAUUAAUAAGUAUGUGAACUUGAGUUCAUGUAAUACAGAAUGUUUGCAUAAGAAGGAAUUUCAGAUAGUUGUUUUGAUUGAACUCUCGUUUGCUUUGUGAAACUUAUCUUUGAGUUUAAUAGGCCGAUGAUUAAGACAUACUCGGUCAUCAGUUAUAUCAUAUUUAGAGUGCUUUGCCGUUUCAACUUCAAAAGUAUGUCACUGCAACAUCUAAAUAAUUUGUAAAAUGCACCAAUAUAUUAAAUCAUGUGUUAUUUAUAAACUAUUAAACCAA
This is a messenger RNA of Triplophysa dalaica, 2197 nucleotides long. It is a transcript of the gene plekhb2, whose product is annotated as pleckstrin homology domain containing, family B (evectins) member 2. The transcript is spliced from 7 exons. The record is from RefSeq and is a predicted model, not a curated record. Gene Ontology annotation, biological process: regulation of cell differentiation. Gene Ontology annotation, cellular component: membrane. The coding region runs from base 260 to 1036 and encodes 258 amino acids. Lineage: Eukaryota; Metazoa; Chordata; Actinopteri; Cypriniformes; Nemacheilidae.